Messenger RNA from Lottia gigantea (owl limpet), 26369 nucleotides. RefSeq lists its product as hypothetical. The record is from RefSeq and is a predicted model, not a curated record. The transcript is spliced from 100 exons. NCBI's taxonomy places the organism in Eukaryota, Metazoa, Mollusca, Gastropoda, Lottiidae. Bases 1 to 26145 code for a protein of 8714 amino acids. Gene Ontology annotation, molecular function: protein binding. Gene Ontology annotation, cellular component: membrane.
AUGACGUUCUCACAUAUUCCAAUUACAGGAGGCUACGUAUUCAUUGAAUCAUCAGCACCUCGAGCUCCAGGGCACCUGGCUUGGUUAAUUAGCGAACAAUUCCAACCAUUUAAUUCUGGUGUUAAGUGUUUCAAUUUCUGGUAUAACAUGAAUGGUAAUGGCAUUGGAACUCUGAAUGUCUAUAUUGAUGAUGCUGCUAACACUACUCAUACCUUACUGUGGUCACAGACUGGUAAGAAGGGAACAGCGUGGUUAAAUGGUCAAACACCUAUACCAAGACAGAGUAAAGCUUAUAUGCUAAGGUUUGAAGCUACUCGUGGACCAACGUAUUAUGGUGAUAUAGCUCUAGAUGAUAUCUCAAUCACACCAUUCAAAUGUAAUGUGCAACCAGCCGCAGCUGACCCCAAGACGAUGACACAACCACCUGUUACAAUUGGUUCCACAACUCCAGCACCUUUUGUAAAACAAUCCCAAUUUGAUUGUGACUUCGAGAAGGACUUGUGUACUUGGACUCAAGCCAAAGAUGAUAUAUUUGAUUGGACACGAGCUCAAGGACCAACUGGAUCUCGACUAACAGGACCCACCAACGAUCACACUAAACAAAAUAACAAUGGGUGGUAUAUGUUUAUUGAAACCUCGGCACCACGUAAAGUUAAUGAUACGGCUAGACUUGUAUCGAUGACAGCUCAAGCUAAACAAGCUUACUGCUUACAGUUCUGGUAUCAUAUGUACGGUCCUCAUGUCAAUCAACUGGGUGUUUAUCUCAAGAUCAAUGGAAAGAUUGGAUCACCAGUAUGGAAGAAGGGUAAAUCACAGGGUAAUAAAUGGGUCUUUGCUGAAUACCAGAUAGCUAACCAAUCCAACCAGUUUAACAUUGUGUUUGAAGGAGUACGAGGCCCAUCUUAUCGUGGUGAUAUAGGUCUUGAUGAUAUUAAGGUACUCACUGGUGCCUGUCCAAUACCAGAUCAGAUAUCCUGUUCAUUUGAGGAUCCAAAGAUUUGUGGUUGGACUCAAGGAAAGAAUGAUAAAUUUGAUUGGACAAGACAUAGGGGCAGAACAGGAUCUUCUUUUACAGGACCGACUGUUGACCAUACCGUUGGCACUUCCAAAGGAUAUUACAUGUAUAUUGAGACCAGUUCUCAAAGAAAUGGUGACUCUGCACAUCUGAUCAGUCCACAAGUUACGUCUACAGAUGUCAAAUGUCUCCAGUUCUACUACAACAUGUAUGGUUUACACAUUGGUACCCUGAACGUCUAUUUACUAACAAGUCAAGGCAAUACGACCGUUUGGUCUAAAUCCAAAAAUCAGGGUACAGCAUGGAUUGUGGCUCAAGCAACAUUAAAUCCAACACAAGCCUACCAGGUUGUUUUUGAAGGUGUUCGAGGAGUGGGUUAUAAAGGUGAUAUAGCAAUUGAUGAUGUUACUGUCAGCAAUGGACCAUGUUCUCUGCCAGGGAAUUGUGAUUUUGAGAAGAGAUUCUGUACAUGGACAAACCCUACAGCUGGUGACAACUUCAAUUGGAUCAUAGGUCAAGGGCGAACAUCUUCAAGAUAUACUGGACCCAGUGCAGAUCAUACCGUGUCUACUUCAACAGGACACUAUGCCUUUAUUGAAUCUUCCUCACCACGAAAACCUGGAGACAGAGCAUGGUUGAAGAGUAUGCAGUUCUCAGGAUCAAAGGCGCCCAAAUGCUUGAGUUUCUGGUUCCAUAUGUAUGGUGUAACAGUAGGGACAUUAAACGUAGUAUACUUACCAACAGAUGGUAGUGCAAACAGUACUAUCUGGUCUUUGACAACAGAUCAUGGCAAUUUAUGGAUUCAAGGACGUGUCAGUAUUGCUAGCAUCAAACCAUACUUUAUAAUAUUUGAAGGAGUACGAGGCAGUGGUUUUAAAGGAGAUAUUGCUCUAGAUGACAUCACAUUUACUAGCUCCUACUGCACAGUUUUACCACAAGAUGCUACAGCUGGAGUAGUAACUCUAGUACCAACACCUUCACCAACUCCUACUGUUCCCUCUGUUCCAACACCAUAUGACUGUAAUUUCGACACUGACUUCUGUAAAUGGAAUCAAUCAACCCAUGACGAUUUUGACUGGUCUCGGGGAAAUAGAUUUACAUCAUCUGGUGGAACUGGACCUACUGCAGAUCAUACUCAAGGAAAUAGCCAAGGAUAUUAUGCCUUUAUAGAGGCAUCAUAUCCUCGAAAAGAGAAUGAUACAGCCAGGCUUUAUUCACUACCAAUCGGCUUCACACAAGGUUCAUGUAUAUCCUUCUGGUAUCAUAUGUAUGGUCCACACAUCAAACAAUUAUCUCUGUACACCAUACCAGUCGAUUUCUCAAACAAUGGCUCCAAGGUAUGGACCCUGACUGGAUCACAGAGUAAUGCAUGGAAACAGGCUCAAGUAGAUGUCACCAGCCAGAAUCAUUUCAGAAUUGUUUUUGAAGCUGUUCGAGGUAAUGGAUAUCUAGGAGAUAUAGCUAUAGAUGAUAUUCAUUUUACAAGGACACCGUGUAAAAAAACUACAGUGAGAAUGUGUGAUUUUGAGGAUAAUAAAAUCUGUGGAUUCAAACAACGUACAGAUGAUAAGUUUGAUUGGACGUGGUCAACUGGACGUACUUCAAGUUCUUUCACUGGUCCUGCUAGUGAUCAUACUUAUGGCACUUCCAAGGGUCAUUACAUUUAUACUGAAGCAAGCAGUCCAAGGAGAUCAGGAGAUAAUGCAAAGAUAGAAUCUGUACCACUAAUUGCUACCAGUGGUCAAUGUCUUUCAUUCUGGAUCCACAUGUAUGGUAGUAACAUGGGAAUUCUGAAGCUUUGGCAAAAUGAUCUUCUUACAAAGAAAUCUAAAAUUAUCUGGACACAGUCAGGAAACCAUCCUAACAGAUGGAUACCCAUCUUUCAAACUCUGAAGAGCAACAAUAAUUUCACAAUAAUGUUUGAGGGGCAGAUUGCUGGCUACAGGAGUGAUAUGGCAAUUGAUGAUUUAAAACUAAAUGAAGGAGGUUGUCCAUCAGCAGGAAAUUGUGAUUUUGAGAAUGGAUUAUGUGGUUGGAGCAAUCCUUCCGGAUCUGCUGAUAAAUUUGACUGGAUAAUUGGUAGAGGACAAACCGGAAGCCAAUUUACUGGACCAACGUUUGAUCAUACACAGCAAUCAGGGCUAGGACACUAUAUGUUUAUUGAAGCUAGUCGUCCACAGAAAAAGGGAGACUUUGCCUAUCUUGAAAGUCCUUAUAUGAACGGAAAGACAGUGGGAUGCUUCACCUUCUGGUAUCAUAUGUUGGGAGAUGGCAUUGGUAGCCUGCAAGUUUACACUGUAGUUGGCUCACAAGUUAACUUUGUAUGGCAGAUAACUGGCAACCAAAAAGAUCAGUGGAACUUUGGAAAAAUUCCAUUGAAACUUACAAGCAUGUUUAAGAUCAGAAUAAGUGGAACCGUUGGAACAAACUAUAAAGGAGAUAUAGCCGUUGAUGAUUUUGUUAUUCAAGCUGAUGUCUGUAACUUACAACCGUCUUCCGCCGAUCCCAAGACUCAGACAACGACAUCCACCAUGCCUACUUCUACAGUUUCACCUUCUCCGACACCAGUGGCCACCGUAUAUGACUGUAACUUUGAACAAGGUUUUUGUAAAUGGAGUCAAGAUAAAGAUGAUGUUUUUGAUUGGACAAGAACUCAAGGUGGUGGAAGGACUAUGGGACCUAUCACAAUAGAUCACACAACAGGCACAAGUAAAGGAUGGUAUGCGUACAUUGAGACAUACAAGAAACAUUAUAACGACACGGCAAGAUUAGUUAGUGCCAGUAUUAACGACGCCAGCCCAAGAUGUUUGUCAUUCUGGUUUAACAUGUAUGGUGCUCAGAUCAAUGCUUUAAAUGUGUACUACCAAUCUGGUGGGGGAGCGAGAACUAUUCUCUGGACUCGUCGGGGAAGUCACGGAAACACUUGGUAUGCAGCUAGAAUGACUAUCCAACCACCAACACCAUAUAAUGUUGUAUUUGAGGGUGUGACUGGAAGAGGAUAUAGAGGAGAUAUAGCUAUAGAUGAUCUUAGAAUAUCAACUGGUGCUUGUCCAGGGUCUGUAUCGUACAAAAGGAUGUGUAAAUUUGAAGAUAAGAAUAUAUGUGGAUACACUCAGAACUCUGAUGAUGAUUAUGAUUGGACAUGGAAAAGAGGGCGAACCACCAGCUCCGGAACUGGACCUUCCACUGAUCAUACUUAUCGUACUCCUUAUGGUCAUUAUAUGUAUGUUGAAAGUUCUGGAAGACAGGUUAAUGAUUCAGCUCGAAUAACCAGCCCUGAAUACCAAAACCCUGAUGGAUCUGAACUAUGUAUGACCUUCUUCUAUCAUAUGUACGGUAAAUCAAUUGGUACUUUAAAUGUGUAUGUAAAAGACCGAACACAAUCGACCGCAUCUUUGGCACCGGUAUGGAGUCGAGCCUAUAAUCUGGGAAACGUGUGGCAAGAAGGAAAUGUCAACAUCUACCAAUCAUCUGAUUUCCAUGUUGUGUUCGAGGGUAUUAGAGGAACGAGCUAUACUGGAGAUAUUGCCAUUGACGAUGUGUCUUUCAAAGCUGGAGAGUGUCAAAAACAAGGUUACUGCUCCUUUGAGAAUGAUUGGUGUGGAUGGCGUAAUUUAAGACCGGGAGAUAACUUUGAUUGGUUGAGAGGUCGAGGUCGAACAUCAUCCAUCAACACUGGACCAUCGACUGACCACACCACGUCCAAAGACACUGGCUACUAUCUGUACAUUGAAUCAAGUCGACCAAGAAAACCAUUAGACUUUGCACGAUUCCUAUCACCGGUAUUCAAAGCUGCGAAGACGGAUGUGUGUUUCUCCUUCUGGUCUCAUAUGUAUGGAUCUGAUAUUGGAACUCUGAAAGUCUCAGUUUUAACCAACACGUCCGCUGAUACCACCACGACAGAAGCUACUAUUUGGACUUUAUCUGGAGAAACUGGAGAUCAAUGGUUUUCAGCUCAAGCUCCAAUUCCUGCCAAAUUUACACAGAAUCCAUUUAUGAUUGCAAUAGAUGGUAUCGAAGGUACAGGUUAUCAAGGAGAUAUAGCUCUGGAUGAUUUUGCUGUUGCCUACACCUCCUGUAGCAUAGUUCCUAGUUAUGCUGAUCCUACAUCUGCUGGAACCGGAAAUUCAGAUUGUGCGUUUGAUGAUCAAACUAUUUGUGAUUGGACACAAAGUAAAUCUGAUAAAUUUGAUUGGACGAUUAAUAAUGCUACUACUGAAUCACGUGGUACUGGACCAUCAGCAGAUCACUCCGGAAUGGGAUUUUAUUUGUAUUUGGAAGCUUCUAAUCCUAGGAAAUUGAACGAUACAGCAUUGUUGGUUUCUCCGAAGAUCUCUCCCAGCACGACCAGCUACCAAUGUUUUACUUUGUGGUACCAUAUGUAUGGUCCUCAUAUUGGGACUCUGAAUGUGUACACGACAAUAAAUGGUCAAAAGACUCUGAGUUGGACACGAUCUGGUACUCAGGGUAACCAGUGGCAACAGCUGCAACUCUCUAUCAACAGCUCAACCAACUAUCAGGUUUCUAUAGAAGGAGUGGUUGGUAAAGGAUGGUUAGGAGAUAUAGCUAUUGAUGAUAUACAUAUUGAUAGCGACCAAUGUCCUAAAUCCAAAACCUGUGACUUCGAGACCGAUUUAUGUGGAUACACUCAAGACACCAAUGAUCAGUUUGAUUGGACAAGAAAUAUCAGAUCCACCCUUAGUUAUGCUACUGGACCAAACGGUGAUCACACAGAAGGUGUUAAAUCAGGUCACUAUAUGUACACUGAAGCAUCACGACCUCGCAAAUUUGGUGAUAUUGCCAGACUCAUUUCACCAACGUACUCACAAACCGGCACAGAAUGUCUGCGGUUUUAUUAUAAUAUGUAUGGAACCACCAUGGGUAAAUUGAAUGUGUAUCUCAGAUCUAAUGGACAAAACGGUCAACCUGUGUGGAAGCUGUCUGGAAAUCAAGGUCGUGCCUGGUUGAAAGCUCAAGUCACUCUGUCAGCUGUGGCGUCGAAAUAUCAGGUUGUGUUCGAAGGACAGAUUGGAUCCAGCUACUAUAGUGAUAUGGCUAUUGAUGACAUCACUAUUUUACCAGACGCAUGUCCAAAACCCGCUUCCUGUACUUUUGAAAAUGAUAUAUGUGACUACACCAACGUUAAAGGCGACGAUUUUGAUUGGACAAGAGGAAAGGGGGCUACAAACAGUCACUUUACUGGUCCUCAAGUUGAUCAUACUACAAAUUCAGUAUUCGGUUAUUACAUGUUUAUUGAAGCCAGUAACCCCAUCCAGACAGGUAAUAAAGCAUGGCUGAUGUCAGACCCUAUACCUGCAACUCAGGCUUCUUGUGUUAGAUUCUGGUACAACAUGUACGGUAGUGGCAUCGGAAGUUUGAAUGUGUAUACAGUUAUACCAUCAAUGCAACCACAGAGAGUCUUCAAUGUAUCUGGUAAUAAAGGUAAUUUAUGGCUCAUGGCUUCAAUAGAUGUCUCAAGCCCUAAGACAUUCCAGUUAAGAUUUGAGGGAGUGAAAGGGAAAGAUUACAGAAGUGAUAUUGGUAUUGAUGAUAUUAGUGUCAAUGUUGGAACUUGUGCCAGUAUACCAGUUACUCUAACACCACCUGUCACAACUCCUCAACCAACAGCAGCAACAUUGAUAGGAUGUGAUUUUGAGAAAAACAAUCUGUGCACAUUUACCCAGGAUACAACAGAUGAUUUUGAUUGGAGCCUUAACAAGGGACAAACCGGCAGUUCAGGAACUGGUCCUCCAUUUGAUCAUACUCAACAGAAUAACAAAGGUCAUUACAUCUAUAUUGAAACUUCUGGCCAGAAAACUUCAGCUGCAGCCAGAAUUAUCAGCCCAACGCUCAAUACACAAUCCUCUACUUGUGUUACGUUUUGGUACCAUAUGCUUGGACGCCAUGUCAACUCAUUAAAGAUGUACAUCAAAAAGGGAACCACUCUAGGACUACCAGAGUGGGUGAAGACUGGUGAUCAAGGUAACAAAUGGGUGUAUGCUACUGUUGAAAUUGGUCCACAAAGUGGAACACAGAUGGUCUUAGAAGCUACCAAAGGAACUGGUUACCAAGGCGAUAUAGCUGUUGAUGAUAUCAAGAUAUUAAAUGGACCAUGCCCUGCACCUGCUUUCUGUGAUUUUGAAGAUACCAACUUAUGUGGAUAUAGACAGGAUCAAAAUGAUGAUUUUGAUUGGACAAGACAAUCACAAGGAACAUCAUCUAGAGGAACGGGGCCCACCAAUGAUCAUACUUAUGGUACAAGAAUUGGUCACUACAUGUACAUAGAAGUAAGUGGAAAAACACUAAGUGGUGCUAUUGCUAGAAUCUUCAGUAAAGACUAUCCACCAACAAGUGGCAAAUGCCUGUCAUUCUGGUACCAUAUGUACGGAGGAGAUAUUGGAACGCUGAAUGUGUAUCUGGGAAAAUCUAAUAAGAAAGGAACACCAGUAUGGAACCUGUUUGGCGACCAGGGUAAUAUGUGGAAACAAGGCACUGUAGAAGUCACAAGUCAAGAAACUUUCCAGAUAAUUUUUGAAGCUAUAACAAGUGGAGGAUAUCGUGGAGAUAUUGCUAUCGAUGAUAUCCAACUUAGCGAUGGUACUUGUCUCUCUAAGGCUUCUUGUGAUUUUGAAGAUGAUUUCUGUUCCUGGACUCAACUUGCCUCUGAUCAGUAUGAUUGGAUUAGAAACAGUGGUUCUACUCCAUCACGAGGAACUGGUCCUUCAAAAGAUCAUACACUUGGUUCCCGUACAGUACCAAGGAAUCAAAACUUUUCCUGUGGUGAUGAUGCCAAUACAAUUAUUCCUAUGUCCAAAGUUUGUGAUUUUAUCAGAGACUGUCCUAACAUCUUGGAUGAACUUAAUUGUGGUGAUUGUGAUUUUGAAGCUGAUACAUGCGGGUGGAAUGAUGACAGUACAGGUAGCUUCCAGUGGUCUCGAGGAUCCAAUCAAACAGCUACCAGUAAUACUGGUCCAGCAUUUGAUCACACCUUUAACAGUCUAAAAGGAUCUUACAUGUAUGUGGAUGCAAGUUUAGGCAAACGUGGAAGUAUUGCUGAAAUUGUCUCACCAACAUUAGGUGAUUGUAGUUCAACCUGUCAGCUGAAUUUCUGGUACCAUAUGUAUGGUAGAGGAAUUGGACAUUUGACUGUUGUUCUACGGGAAGGAUUUGAAGACACUAUUCUAUGGACUAAAAUCGGUAACCAGGGCAACAAAUGGAAUCAAGUAGUCGUUGAUAUUGGCAGAGUCUCAAGAUCAUUUAAAAUUAUAUUCCAAGCAACAAGAACUUACAGUGUAUUGGGAGAUAUUGCUAUCGAUGAUGUAGACUUUAUCAACUGUAAUUACUCACCUGUGAAGAAAACAUGUUCAGGAAAUGAAUUCAGAUGUAAACGAGGAUCUUGUGUAUCACAGAAUCAAGUUUGUGAUUUCGCUGAUGACUGUGGAGAUGGAAGUGACGAAAUGAACUGUCAAAACUACCAACCACGUUGUGAUUUCGAAAGAAGUUUCUGUCAAUGGAGUCAAGCUAAAGACGAUGAUUUUGACUGGAUAAGAACUAAAGGUGAAACAGCUUCAAGAGGAACUGGCCCAACAAGAGAUCACACAAAGGGAACAAAAUCAGGGCACUAUAUCUACAUUGAAACCUCUAGGCCACAAAAACAGGGUCAGAAAGCUCGAAUCUACAGUCCAACCUUCUCUAGAACUCUUCCUUCUCCACCUGGAGCACAAGUCUGUACUUUGAGAAUCUUCUACCAUAUGUUUGGACGUUCAACUGGAGCGUUGAAUAUUUACACGAGACAAACGCUUGGCAGUACCAUGGCCCUGAAAUGGUCUAAAUCUGGUAACAUUGGAGACUACUUUGAGAGACUUGAUUUACAACUUUUGGAAACUGCAGAUUUCCAGGUGGUAAUUGAGGCCACUGUUGGGUCGAGUUAUUUAGGUGAUAUAGCACUUGAUGAUAUCUCAUUUUCCUCUGGUUGUUCCGUCACAGCUACAACCCUAGUCUCCGGAUCACCUUUACCGGCAACCACCAGCAGCCCAUGUAGUGUGUCACAGUUCCAAUGUAAUGAUGGAAACUGUAUCAGUCAACAGUUCGUAUGCGAUUUUACACCUACUUGUAAUGAUGGAUCUGAUGAACUGAUGUGUGGUACUUGUGAUUUUGAAAGAGAUUUAUGUGGAUGGACUGAUAUGAGUACUGGUAAAUACAGGUUUGAUCUUGGUUCGGGAGCUUCAACAUCACAAGCAACUUAUCACGGUCCUGCUACAGAUCAUACUACUAACACCAAUAAAGGACGAUAUAUAUAUCAGAAAUCAGGUAGUGGUGUAUUUAAAACAAGAGCCAAGUUAGGAUCGCCAGUAUUUGGUCAGAUAGGUCCAGCAUGCCAGAUGAAAUUCUCGUAUCAUUUGCGUGGAUCAGGGGCAGGCAAUCUAAGAGUGUUGGUUCAGAACAAGAUCAAUCAAAGGGAUGUUACUACCUUAUUUGGUAUUACUGGUGACCAAGGUAACACAUGGCAUACAAUUACAGUUGAUGUUGGAUUCCAUAAUGCAGGAUACCAGGUUAUAUUUGAUUCUAUGCCUUCUCCAUCAUUUGGUUCCUACGACGUAGCUAUUGAUGAUGUAGCCUUCAUUGGUUGUUCUGCAUCACAGGUUUACAAUGGCAGUCUGAAUUGUGAUUUCGAAAAGGGCUUCUGUGGAUACCAUCAAGACACUCAAGAUGAUUUUGAUUGGACACGAACUAAUACGUCAUCACCAACUCAUGGUACUGGACCAGAUCGAGAUCAUACCUCUGGAAAAGGAUAUUACGUGUACAUUGAAACAUCAGCACCACUACGAAAUGGACAGGACGCAGUUUUAGAAACUAGUUACCAGAAUCCUACUAAAGGAAUGUGUCUUCAUUUCUGGUACCAUAUGUUCGGAGCUCAUGUCAAUACACUCAACAUCUACAUGCAACAAUUUGGAAAUUCCACCAAGAGUUUGAUAUGGACAAGAACAAGGAAUAGAGGUAAUCAGUGGUUUUCAGACCAGGUCACUCUAAUCAGUGAUACUAAAUAUAAGGUAAUGAUUGAAGGUAUAGUUGGAGUCAGCUGGCAAGGUGAUAUAGCUCUAGAUGAUUUUACUCUUACUACUGGAGUCUGCAUGCCAUCUAAAUCCUGUGAUUUUGAGACUGAUAUGUGUAGUUUUGAUGAUGAUGGAUCUAAUGGAUAUCAAUGGGUUAGACAUCGUAAUGGAUCAUCUGUUGGAAAUGGACCAGUCGUAGAUCAUACUACUGGAAACUCUGAUGGUUACUAUUUAUACACUGUGCAAACAUCCACCUCUCAAGGAAAUACCGCAAGAAUAGCCAGUCAGACGUUCCAAGGAAUGCCACAGAAAGAGUGUCUUAGAUUCUGGUACCACAUGCAAGGAUCUCAGACAGCUGUUCUCAAUGUAUAUGUGAAGACUGGUAACAUGUUGAACUCCCCGGUAUGGUCUAUCACUGGUGAUUCUGGAGACAUGUGGAUGGCUGGAUAUGUUACUAUACAGACCUCCGGAGUAUAUCAGAUUGCAUUCGAGAGUCUGAAAGGACAAACCAACAGUGAUAUCUCAAUAGAUGAUUUCUCCAUCACACCAGGCCCAUGUCCUGCCGUGGCAAAUUGUAACUUCGAAUAUGAUAUGUGCGGAUUUAUCAAUGGACAGACAAAGAGCGACGUGUUCGACUGGCAAAGAUCUGCUGGCGGUACACUUACCUAUGGUACAGGACCCAGCGUGGACCACACAACUGGAACUGAUCAAGGUUUCUAUGUAUAUGCCGAAGCAUCGGGAAGAAAUCCAAAAGAAAGAGCUUGGUUAUUCAGUCCUUAUCUCAAACCAACUACCAAAUCUUGUAUCUCAUUCUGGUACUUCAUGUAUGGCAGAGAUGUGGGAGCAUUACGAUUGUACAUGCCCAUGCCUAAAAAGACGAUAUUACUAUGGAAUAAGACGGGUGAUCAAGGUAACCAAUGGUUGUAUACACAAGUACAAGUUACCAGUCGAACUGGAUUCCAGUUUACUUUUGAUGCUGAGAUAGGAAAUGGCUUCCAUGGUGAUAUAGCUAUUGAUGAUAUUAGUUACUAUAGUGGAGUUUGUAUGCAGCCAACAACGUCUACGGUUAUACCAACUCAAAAUACUGUUACGUAUGGACCAACCAAUGUGGAUUGUACAUUUGACAAGAACACGAUAUGCAGCUGGACACAAGAUAGUUCUGAUAAGUUUGAUUGGACACUGAUGAAUAAUGCUACUGCUUCAUUUUCUACUGGUCCUGCAGCUGAUCAUACUCAACAGAACAACAAAGGUUACUACAUCUAUACCGAAGCAUCCAAUAAGAAGACCAAUGAUACAGCCAGAAUUCUUUCUCCUGAUAUAAAUGUGGAUACGGUUGGUAAAUGCCUGAUGUUCUGGUACCACAUGUAUGGAUCCAGGGUUGGGAAACUAAACGUAUACGGCAAGCAAGGAGAUUCCGACCCCCUUACAAGUCCAUUAUGGUCUAGAUUCGGUAAUCAAGGCAACCAAUGGGUAUACGGUGAUUUAUAUGUUACUCCACAAACACUAAGUAAACCACAACAAGGAGCAACAACUAUCAAGCUGGUAUUUGAAGGAGUAAUGAAAUCGGGUUAUACUGGUGAUAUUGCUUUAGAUGAUAUCAAAAUGAAAGAUGGAGCAUGUCCAACUGACAUCAAGUGUGAUUUUGAAGCAAGUGAUAUUUGCGGAUAUCAGCAAGACACAACUGAUGAUUUUGACUGGACCAGAAAUCAUGGAUCAACAUCUUCCUCAAGUACUGGGCCCACUACAGAUCACACGUACAAGACACCCAAUGGCUACUAUAUGUAUAUCGAAGCUUCCAGUCCACAGAAGUCAGGAGAAAAAGCAAGAUUGAUUGUGCCCAAAUUACCUAAAACACAAGGAUCAUGUCUUCGAUUCUUCUACCAUAUGAAGGGAAUGGGCAUUGGAACCCUGAAUAUAUACAUUAGACAGUAUAAUCGCAUGAGGAAGGUGUGGACGAGAGGAGGUGAUCAAGGGAAUAUCUGGAGAGCAACUCAGAUUAACUUCAAUUCUUAUGCAACUUACGACAUAUUAUUUGAGGGAGUAAUUGGAUCCAGUUAUAGAAGUGACAUCGCUAUAGAUGAUGUAGAAAUUCUUCCACGAUCAUGUGCAUUCCCUGCUGGUUGUGAUUUUGAGAACGACAUGUGCACAUGGAUAAAUAAUGAAUCUAGUGAUGAUUUUGAUUGGCUUAGAGGUAAAGGAUCUACUGGAUCACAGGGCACGGGACCUUCUACUGAUCAUACACUUGGGACAAGAAAUGGCUAUUACCUCUACAUUGAAUCCUCAAGACCACGUGUUCAAGGUGACAUGGCUAGAAUAGAAUCAGAGGUACUCUUAAUGAAAAAUGGUGCCUGUAUGACUUUCUGGUACCACAUGUAUGGACAAUCCAUUGGUAGUUUGAACAUCUAUGUCAAUCCUCUAAACAUUUCUGACUCUGUACCAUUAAACAGAAUUUGGUAUCGAGAAGGCGAUAACGUUAAUAAAUGGCAGAAUGCUGCCAUAUCGAUCAAGAAUGUCGGAGAAUAUACGAUUCAGAUAGAAGGUGUAGUCGGAACUGGAUACACAAGUGACAUAGCAAUUGAUGACAUCAGGAUUAAUCCUGGAUUAUGUUCUACCACCAGUGCCACUGGAUCCGAUUUCAAAUGUCUAGAUGGAUCUGGUACAGUUACAAGUGACAAGGUUUGUGAUUUUGUGUCGGACUGUGCUGAUAGUUCAGAUGAACUCAACUGUGGAAACUGUACUUUUGAGAAAGACAUGUGUAAAUGGAGUGAUCAAAGUACUGGAAGUUAUUCCUGGAUAUAUGCAACAAAUGGUACCUCUACUUUGAAAAAUGCACCACAAAAUGAUCACACAUUUGGAAACAGCUCUGGGCAUUUUUCAUUGGUAGACUACUCAACUGGACGCAAUUAUCAAAUGUCUUUACUGAAGAGUCCUACACUAAGGCACACUUCUUCAUCCUGCCAGAUUUCAAUCUAUUACUAUGCGCUUAGUAGAUACAGUUACUUAGAUUUGAGUAUCCAAGUGGGCUAUGAGAUAACGUUAAUCAAGAGAUUGAAUGUCGGUAGUCUUGUUUCGUCAUGGGCUUCAGCAACGGCAGAUAUUGGUGGCAUGAGAGGAGACUUCAAUAUUCUAAUCGAGUCCAGGGCGUUUUUUGCCAUUGAUGACAUAACUCUUACUAAUUGUCAGCUUCCACCAGUCCAAAAAUCCUGCCCCAGCAAUAUGUUUAGGUGUCAGCGCGGAUCUUGUAUUCCUAAACAGCAACUGUGUGACUUUACGGAUGACUGUGGAGAUGGAAGUGAUGAAUCGGACAAAACAUGCGUAGGAGCCGUUGGAUGCACUUUUGAGAAGUCUGCAUGUGUGUGGCAGCAGAGUAAGAUUGACAAAUUUGACUGGUUAAGACAUAAGGGACCAACAUCAUCCUCCAGCACAGGACCUACCAGAGAUCAUACCACAAGACUUAGCUCUGGUUACUUUAUGUACAUUGAGGCAUCAAGACCACGAAAGAAUGGAGACAUGGCCCAACUUAUCAGUCCAACCAUAUCACCAGCUUCGACCUCUGACCAAUGUUAUUUCACCUUUUAUUAUCACAUGUAUGGAAAAGGCACUGGAACGCUUUCAAUAUUCACGUGGUACAAGAUUGGUGGAGCAAGACAAGUUCUUUGGACAAAGAAAGGAAACCGUGGAGAUUUCUGGGAGAGGGCUAGUGUGCAGCUAACACGUUCAACCCAAUUCCAAGUAGUCAUUGAAGCAACUGUUGGAACCUCAUACUAUGGAGAUAUUGCAAUUGACGAUGCUAUUUUCUCACCAGGGUGUAAAUUGUUCGGUGUGACACUACCCUCGGCCAUCACUCCACCUGCAACAACAGCACCAACUGUCAGCAACUGUCCAAAUGGCCAAUUCCAGUGCAAAGAUAACAAUGGCUGUAUCCCAAUGUCACAAUAUUGUGAUUUCAACAUAGAUUGCCUCGACAAGUCAGAUGAAGCAAUGUGUGGAGCUUGUAGUUUUGAACAAGGUUCUUGUGGAUGGAUAGAUGCAAGUACUGGAAAAUACAACUUUACGGUGUUACAAGCCAACCCAAAUGCAAUCAAAACGGACCACACCCUUAACUCCGCUAAUGGUCAUUAUGCCUUUGUUGAAGGAUCUAGGGGACUUUUCUUCAGUCCAGCAAAACUACAGAGUCCCCCAUUACCCGCUGCAUCUAGAUAUUGCACAAUGUACUUUUACUACCUUAUGAAUGGUCAGAAUGCAGGCAAACUUUCCGUAUCCGUAAACGUGAACGGAACAUCAAAGACAGUCUGGUCAGUCUACGGUUCACAAAACAGCUUCUGGAGGAGAGGAAUCGCUUAUAUCGGAAGAACAUUUGGAGCAAUGACAAAAGGUUCUAUCGUUCAGUUUAUGGCAACACCGGCUCGUGGAUUUACCGCUUCAGCAACAAGUGAUGUUGCUAUUGAUGACAUUUCUUUCGUCCGAUGUGACCCAAAGAUAUACCCUCCAGAUCUGAAAUGUAGUUUCAAUGUUGACUACUGCAGCUGGGUUCAAAGCACAACUGACGAUUUUGAUUGGACAAUGGGUAACUCUACCAUCAAAUCCUAUGGAACUGGACCUUCCUAUGACCAUUCCUACCGAAAGAAUGGUAAUUAUGUUCUGAUGCGUUCAAGAGGCCAACGAAAAGGAGAUAUGGCAAGAUUGGAAACAGCUACUCUUGGACCAACUACGUCCACUGGUCAUUGCUUUAAAUUCUGGUACUACAUGUAUGGAUCGGGUGUCAGCUCACUUACUAUUUACCAACUCGGCAGUGACGGAACUGGACAGUUCACCAACUCGACAAUCUUCUGGUCGAAGAAAGGAAGUCAAGGAGACAAGUGGAUUCAAGGUGCAAGAACAAUCUAUUCAAAUACUGAAUACAUGAUAUCCAUAGAGGGAUUAGUAGGUGGCUACAGAGGAGACAUUGCACUGGAUGACUUCACUGUUUCGGCUGGUAGAUGUCCGGCAUCCCACACCUGCACCUUUGAAGAUAACAACUUCUGUGAAUGGGAUCAAUCCACAACUGGUCAAUUUGAUAAUUUUGAUUGGUCUAUCGGAAGUAGAACAUCAUCCCGAGGAACUGGACCAUCAGUUGACCAUACAUUUGGUUCCUCUUCUGGACAUUAUGCAUUUAUUGAAGCUUCCGGGCGUAAAGAAGGGGAUAAAGCUGUGUUGAUCGGUCCUCUUUUAUCAAGAGCCACAUCUGGAAAUACCUUCUUUGGUGGAAAGUGUUUGAAAUUCUAUUACCACAUGUACGGUCCAACAACAGGGUCACUGAAUAUUUAUAUGAGAAAUAAUGGUUCAUCAACAUCAAAUCUGUUAUGGACUGAAUCUGGAGAUCAAGGAGACGUUUGGAGAAGAGGCGAAGUUUCAUUCAGAGGAAAUAGAUUAACACCAUUCAGAAUACUGAUUGAAGCUGUAAGAGGAUCAAGUUAUACAGGAGAUAUUGCUAUAGAUGAUUUAGAUGUUACUCAAGGAUAUUGUCCAGCACAGGGAGCGUGUAAUUUCGAAGACGACACCUGCGGAUAUAUCAAUGUUCAAGGCGAAGACGAUUUCAAUUGGGUAAGAGACUAUGGAGGGACACCAAGUUCAAACACAGGACCUUCAACCGACCAUACACUGAGAUCUUCUGCUGGGUAUUAUAUGUACAUUGAAACAUCCGGAUUCGCAACUAAACCCGGGUCGAAGGCCUGGCUUCAGAGUGAAACUAUACAAGGGACAUCAUCAAGUAGUUCCAGCAGUAGCUUCUGUCUGACCUUCUACUAUCACAUGUAUGGCGCUGGAACAGGUGCACUCAAUGUUUAUUCAAGAGUGAGCGACAACCCACUAUCUCUGAUCUGGUCUGUCACUGGAAAUCAAGGCAAUGUGUGGCACAAGGCUCAAGCUACCAUCAAUGAGUAUGAUUUUGCAAUAAUAUUUGAAGGUGUCAAAGGGAACAACAUUACAGGCGACAUUGCUAUCGACGAUGUGAAUGUAGGGAAAUAUGCAUGUUACAGAGUUACUCCAAUCACUCAGCCAACUGUAACACCGACACCUACUUAUCAACCAUCCAAUCUUGACUGUGAUUUCGAACUUGGAUUCUGUUUUUGGAAACAAGACAAAGUAGAUGACUUUGAUUGGUCUAGACAUGCCGGGGAAACUGAUUCCAAAUUUACGGGACCUUCAGCUGAUCAUACCAUUGGCAAUAAUCAAGGAAAUUACAUCUACACAGAAGUGUCUCGGAAAAAGACCAACACCACAGCAAGAUUGAUCAGUCCUAGCGUUACAAUUGGAACACAAGGAAUAUGCUUCAAAUUUUGGUACUACAUGUUCGGCGCAAACAUCAACAGAUUAAGCAUAAAGGUCAAGAACGGCGUAAACGAAACAACUGUAUGGACAAGAGCUGGAAAUGUAGGACCUUCCUGGAAGUACUUCCAGAUCUUCUUACAGAACAUGAGUGGGCCAUCAAACAUAAUCAUCCAAGGAUACUCUGGUCAAUAUUAUAUGGGUGACAUUGCUGUAGAUGAUGUGUCGAUGAACCAAGGAAAUUGUCCAUCAUACGCAGCAUGUGAGUUUGAAGGAGGAAUGUGUGGUUAUGUCCAAGAUGUUGAUGAUGAUUUUGAUUGGAAGUUACAAAGUGGUGGAACAACAAGUGGGGGAACUGGUCCUCAAACGGACCACUCUUUCAAGACCAAGUUUGGACACUAUGUCUACAUAGAAUCAUCGAAUCCACAACGCCCUGGAUACAAGGCAAGAAUCACAUCACCAAUAAUUCAACCGACAACAGGUUCUUGUCUCCAGUUUGCUUACAAUAUGUACGGAAGAACAGUGGGAACACUGAAUGUGUAUCAGAGAUAUGGAUCUGGUUUAGGUCAUCCAAUCUGGUCUUCUUCCGGAAAUCAAGGCGACGAAUGGCACAUAAGGCAAAUCAAUAUCCAGUCUAAUCAACAAUUUGCCAUCACUUUUGAGGGAAUCGUUGGAAAUGGAUACACGGGAGACAUUGCAGUAGAUGAUAUCCAUAUUUUGUCAAGAAUGUGUGAGCCCUCUGGAAGCUGCGACUUUGAAUCAGGUCUUUGCGAAUGGGAAAAUGUUCUCACUGGUGAUGAUUUUGAUUGGGUGAGACUAAAAGGAUCAACUACUACAACCAACACCGGUCCCGGUAAAGAUCAUACAACAGGAAACAAGUAUGGGGUCUACCUGAAUAUGGAAUCGUCUGCUCCUCAAAAACCUGGAAACAAAGCAUGGUUACAGUCGCCUCCGUUUGCUAAUGCAACGACUAAAUGUAUGAGUUUUUGGUAUCACAUGCAAGGAACAACAAUGGGUACACUUAAUAUUUACAAACUCGCUUAUGGUACUAAAAAAGAAAAUAUAUGGUCCAAAACUGGUAACCAGGGUUCUGAUUGGCUAAAUGCUCGUUUGACUGUCAGUUCUACUAAUGGUGACUACAUCAUUGCCUUCGAAGGAGUUGUUGGUAGUGGCUUUUCGAGUGACAUUGCUAUUGAUGAUAUAUAUAUCCAAGAUGGAGAUUGUAGCACCCUACCACCUCAACUCACUUUCAAUUGCCCUCAAGGAAAUGUCGUUAACGGUGACAAGGUAUGCGACUUCUAUCCAGAUUGCGCCAACGGAGAAGAUGAAGUGUUCUGUGGAUAUAACUGUACAUUUGAUAACGGCACAUGUAAAUGGAACAACACAAAACAGAGUUCCUACAGUUGGACCAGAUUCCGAGGCGCAACUCCGGAUUCCAACACAGGACCAUCUAUGGAUCACACAACUCUGACUGCAUCUGGUUAUUACAUGUAUGUCGAUGCAUCUAAAGGCAAGAAUUACGCAUAUGCUCAAUAUGAAAGUCCAACACUUUCGGCAUCAGCCACAUCAUGUUCCUUCUCAUUCUGGUAUCACAUGUAUGGUAAACAAGUUGGAUAUCUUUACGUGGUGAAAAAGGAAGGGCAGACAUCAACUACUUUAUGGAAUACUAAAGCAGAUCAUGGCAACAAAUGGAACAAGGCACUAAUACCAAUUGGUCGUACCCAAGCUCAUUUUACGGUACAAAUAGUAGCUCGAAGAAGCUAUGGUGUUUUGGGAGAUAUUGCAAUUGACGAUAUUCAAUUUUCUCAUUGUGAUUUACCAAGACCGAAUGGACCGUGUCAAGCUAGCCAAUUCCAAUGCCAAAAUCAAGUCUGCAUUGAAAACUUCCGAGUUUGCGAUUUUGUUGAUGAUUGUGGAGAUGGAUCAGAUGAAAUUGAUUCAAAAUGUUCCUCCUACAAACUCUGCAACUUUGAACGCGGAAUAUGUGACUGGCGACAAGAUCGCAAUGACAACUUCAAUUGGUACAGAAAUCGUGGUGCUACUCGAUCUAUGUUGACUGGCCCUAGUUAUGAUCAUACUUUAAUGAAUCCAAGAGGUUAUUACUUGUAUGUGGAAUCGUCCCAACCGCGAUUACCGGGAGACAAAGGAAGACUGAUGAGUACUUAUUUCCAGGUAUCUUCAUCGGACACAUGUUCUUUGAGAUUCUAUUACAUGAUGUAUGGCAAAGAUUGUGAUACAUUGGCUAUUUAUAAGAGGACUACAAUUGGUGGUGGAAUGACCAUGUUAUGGAAACGAACUGGCGAAAUAGGAGAUUAUUGGGUAAUCCAGGUCAUAGACAUCAAGGAACCACAGCCUUUCCAAAUCAUUAUCGAGGGAACAGUUGGCAAGUCAUAUUACAGCGACAUAGGAAUCGAUGAUAUUUCGUUCACACCUGGAUGUGUGCCAUACACAGGAACUCUGCCGACAGGAGUACCCAUGAUAGGAACAACUCCACCAAAUCCAUGUGGUGUUGGAAAAUGGACAUGUGUUAACAAGGCAUGUAUCCAGGCCCAGGGACUCUGUGACUUUAGAAAUGAUUGUACAGAUGGAUCGGAUGAAGCAAACUGUGGAGCAUGUGACUUCGAAAAAGGAACUUGUGGUUAUGUUGACAUCAGUACUGGUAUAUACAAAUGGGAGAGACAUAAUGGUACCACAAAAUCAUCUGUUUCCGGACCUUCCAAUGACCAUACCUUUGGUAAUUCAGGCACUGGUAAUUUCCUCUUUGUUGAUUCUACAAAAGGAUCCAAUUUUGGUAGAGCGGUGAUCCAGUCCCAUGCGUUUGGUCCAACAGAUGCUAAUUGUGAAGUUCAGUUCUGGUACCAGAAGACAGGCACACAACGUGGUGUAAUGCAACUUUACCUUGUUCCUCCAAAUGUUCGUGGAGAUGAUCUUAAUAAUUUAAUUUUACUGUGGACAGCUUUCGGAGAUAAAGGAAAGAACUGGGUUCAAGCAAGUUCUGGCAUUGGAUUGCGUCAAGCUGGAUAUAGCUUGUCAUUCCAAUCACUACAGAUGCAGAAAUCAGGAGACAUGGCCAUUGAUGACAUUUCUUUUAAGAACUGUGCUUUGAAACAGAACCAGUCUUCUUGCCUACCAAAUCAAUUUCAUUGUAAGAGUGGACCAUGUAUCGAUAACUCACAACUUUGUGAUUUUACUGAUGACUGUGGAGAUAACUCAGAUGAAUUGGCCUGUAUGAGUUAUCCAGAAAGAUGCAAUUUUGAGAAAGAUACUUGCAACUGGAUUCAAGAAAAGACUGAUAACUUUGACUGGAGGCGAUCUUAUGGCAAAACAACAACUUUAGGAACUGGACCUGAUUUGGAUCAUACUUACGGAAAUACCACGGGAAACUACAUGUACAUUGAAACAUCAUGGCCACGAAAACCCAACGAAACAGCUGUACUCUCUAGUCAAGUAUUUUCACCAACAACGUCUGGAAACUGUAAAAUGAGAUUUUUCUACUAUAUGUUUGGAGUCCAAGUUAAUAGUUUGAAUAUCUACAUGAAAUCCGUGGUUGUCGGACCGAAAAAUCCUGUUUGGACGAAGCAAAAUUCUGUAGCAAACGAAUGGAAAAAAGGUGUUGUGACGCUAUCUAGUACCGUUCCUUUCCGUAUAAUGAUUGAAGGCGUUACCGGAACUGGUUUCAAAGGAGAUAUUGGUCUGGACGAUAUAUCAUUCACACCUGACUGUAAAAUUGCACCAAGAUCAGUCACUCUGCCACCCAGUAUAACGACGCCAGGACCCUGCGGUAUCGGCAAGUUCCAGUGCGCCACCAGCCAGAAAUGUAUUUCUUCAACUGCUGUGUGCGAUUUUAGAGAAGAUUGUGAUGAUUUGUCUGAUGAAUCAAGCUGUCCAAAAACUUGUGAUUUUAACACAGAUCUUUGUUCGUGGAAGAAUGUUAUUGGUGUAAAUAAUCUCAAUUGGACGUUGAUGUCAGCACCAAUGAAAGACCAUACAACCAACUCCAACAACGGCAAGUAUGCAAUUAUUCAGGCAUCAAGCACUAUGAAGUAUGGACAAGCAGCAAGACUAUCGAGUCCACUCUAUUUCCGAGCUGGUGUGACUUGUCAAUUUAGUUUUUGGUACGCAAUCAAUGGUACAGGAUUUUACCCUUUCAACCUUAUCAUGUCAUCGGGUGGAUCUGAUAGAGUCCUCUGGAAAUUGAACAGAAUUAACAACGUUGCAAACCAAUGGCAUAAUGUCACAGUAGACCUUCCGUCAUGUUCAUCUGAAUUUAGCAUGAUUUUCACUGCUCAAUUCUUUACUAGUAGAACUCCUGGUUCCUAUAUAGCUAUUGAUGACGUGGCCUUUGUUAACUGCGGUCUACCGGAUCCUCAACCAACUUGCGCUGCUGAUCAGUAUCGCUGCGGUACUGGACACUGUAUCGAUCAAAAAUUCAGAUGCGAUUUUGCCACAGAUUGCUGUGAUGGGACAGACGAAAAGACAGACACGUGUAAAGGUUAUAAUAUGUGUGACUUUGAAGUAAAUCUCUGCAGUUGGACUCAAGAUACUAAUGAUAACUUCGACUGGUCAAGGCAUAGUGGACGAACUACUUCUUUUGGAACUGGUCCAACAGUUGAUCAUACUACAGAUGCUGCAGUAGGACAUUAUCUUUACAUUGAAUCCUCAACACCACAGAAACUAAAUGAUGUUGCGAGACUUUUAUUCAACCUCCCACCAUCGAAAGGAAAGAAUUGUGAACUUCAUUUCUGGUAUCAUAUGUAUGGAACACAUAUUGGAGGUCUCAACAUUCUUACAAGAACGAUUGGGGGUAAAGAAAAAACUAUUUCGUCUCUAGCAAAGAAUCAAGGAAAUUCUUGGAUGCGACAAUCUGUAAAUAUUUACAACAAUGUCGAAUUUCAAGUAAUAAUCGAAGGAAAAGUUGGUGUAGGCUUUAAAGGAGAUAUUGCGAUAGAUGAUAUUAGUUUGACACCAGAUUGUGGUGCAGGAGGCAUACAUCCAUUACUUCCGUCAACCACAACACCACAGCCUACGUUCCCCCCGUGUGCUUCCAACCAGUUUCAAUGCAAAUCAGAUGGCAAAUGUGUUAGUCUCUCACAGAUUUGUGACUACAGUAAAGAUUGCAGUGACGGUUCUGAUGAAAUGUACUGUCCAUCCACAUGCGAUUUUGAACAGAACAAUUGUGAUUGGAACUACACAGCACAGCCAUUCGACUGGUUACGAUCUAAUGGAAUCAACACUGCCAACCAACGAGCAAAUGCACCACUUAAUGAUGCCUCUAGUGGGAGUCCUAACGGCCACUAUGUCUUUGUCAAUGACCAAACUGGUGGAAGUCCAAAUUUUAAGAAAGCUGUUCUUACCAGUCCUUCAUAUGCUUCAGCAAAAUCUGAUUGUAAAGUGAGAUUUGCCUAUUACAUCCAUGGACAAGCAGUUGGAUAUUUAAGAUUGAAGAUUUUGGAAGAUGGAAAAACAUCUACUUUAUGGAGAUUAAGCAAUCAACCUGGUUCUGAAUGGAGUUAUGUAACAGUUGGAAUUGGCAGAAGGGCUGACACUUUUAAGUUGUCUUUUGAAACAUCAAGUCUUCAAAAAUUUAGCGGGGCCAUAGCUAUCGAUGAUAUUAAAUUUAUGGAUUGUGCUAUGCCACCUAGAACUGGAAACUGUCUUCCUGGCCAGUUUGUGUGUAAGAAUAAUGCGUGUGUUGAUCAAGAUAAAACUUGUAAUAUCAUUGAUGAUUGUGGUGAUGCAUCGGAUGAAAUGGACAAUGACUGUCAGUCUACCAUUCAGUUUGACUUUGAAGCUGAUUACAGUGACCUAUCUCAAGGAGUUGAUGGCACGGAUGAUGACUUUGAUUGGGUUUUAUGGAAAGGAAACACACCCACUAGCUUCAGUGGACCCGAUCGAGAUCAUACGACUGGUUUAGAGACUGGACACUACAUGUACAUGGAAUCUUCCGCCCCUAGGAAAUACGGACAAAAAUCAUGGCUACUAACUAAACCUAUCCAGAUCGUUGGCGAUGAAGGUUGUUCUUUAAGGUUCUUUUUUUACAUGUAUGGUAUACAUAUCAACCAAAUGGCUGUGUAUUACAGAUCGUACAACUCAGGACCACCAACUAAACAGGUGUGGUUUGCAAGUCAUAACCAGGGUGCCUAUUGGCAGAAUGCUGUUGUGAAGUUUACAAACGAUUCGCCAUUCCAAGUAAUAUUUGAAGCAGUCGUUGGUGACAGCUACAUGGGAGAUGUUGCCAUAGAUGAUAUAUCAUUCACUGCAGGAUGCCAGUAUUCAACAGAAGCCCUUCCAACACCACCACCAUAUUUGACAAGCUCCAUUGGGCCAACUGCGUCUACUGCUCCUCAUACAUGCGACCUUAGUUUCCAAAUUAACUGUAAGAGUGAUGGCAGAUGUAUUGAUCUGAAACAACUGUGUGAUUUCACUAGUGAUUGCGCUGAUAACUCUGACGAAGCAAGUUGUGCCUCAUCUAUAUGUAACUUCGAUGAUGGUACAACGUGUGGGUGGAUGAUCAAUUCUACUUCACAAGCCGGUGUGGGAGAAACAUACAGAUGGAAAGUGGAUAUUGCUAGUAGUUUUACAGGCCAAGACUUUGUUCCCAGUACUGAUCAUACUUCUAAUUCACCUAAUGGUUAUUAUCUUUGGGUGGACAGCUCACCAGGAUCAUACAAGGAUGUGACACAAGUUCACACGCCACCUAUUGGACAGACUGGACCACAAUGUAAACUGGACUUCUGGUAUUUUAUGAAUGGACCUUCAGUUGGUAGUUUGGAAGUCGAGACCAAAUAUGGUGAUCAAAGUACAAUGAUCUGGUCUAAUAAUGGCAACCAUGGCACUGCGUGGCAACAUGCUGUACUUCUGAUUGGUUCAAGGACUGAUUUCGAGGUGAUCAUCCAAAGUAAGCGUGGAAGAACAUACCGUGGUGAUAUAGCAAUUGAUGAUGUUAAGUUUGUGGACUGUGUACCACCAAUGCCUAUGAUAGGGGGUUGUUCUAGUGACCAACUGACUUGUGGUAAUGGAUAUUGUAUACCUAUUGUACAGAAAUGUGAUUAUGCUAAUGACUGUGGUGACAAUUCAGAUGAAAGUGUGAUACAAUGCGAUCAAACUUACAAAGGAAGAUGCAAUUUUGAAAAUCUACUUUGUCCGUAUUGGACACAGUUAAUAAAUGACAACUUCGAUUGGACAUUGUCGAAUGGUGUGACUAAAACAAUUGGAACAGGACCAAGUAAUGAUCAUACUACACUCAGCAACAAAGGCAAUUACCUAUAUAUUGAAUCAUCCUAUCCACAUAAGGCAGGACAAGUUGCUAAACUAGGUUCACAAUCUAUCAGUGGCAUGUCUCAAGACUGCAGUUUACGUUUCUGGUAUCAUAUGUACGGAGUUGAUAUUGCCGACCUAACAGUCUACAAACAGUUUGAUUAUGGCGGAGAUGGUCGCACCCUGAUUGAACAGAUAUCUGGCAACCAAGGUGAUAUUUGGUUAAGGAGAGAGGUUGACAUAGCCAAUGAAGCUGGUGACAAUCGAGAUUUUAUGAUUGUAUUUGAAGGAAAGGUUGGAAAAGGAUAUCAUGCUGAUAUUGCUAUUGAUGAUUUAUCUUUAACGCCUGGCUGUGAAGAUGGAGGACCCCUUACUGGUCAGCCUACUGCCCCCAGUGUAACCAAUGCAAUGUGUGAUGAUGAUACAUAUAAAUGUAAGAAUGGUAAAUGCUUCUCGGCCAAUCAGCAAUGUGAUUUCUUUAACAACUGUGGUGAUUCAACUGAUGAACUAACUUGUGGAACAACAUGUACGUUUGAAAAUGGCGAAUGUGGCUGGAGAAAUAAUCAACGAGAUAAUCUAGAUUGGCAGACACAGAAGGGACCAACAUCAUCUAAAAACACAGGACCAGGAGCUGACCAUACCACUGGUACUGCAGCAGGAACUUAUCUUUAUCUUGAAUCAAGUUUCCAUAGCCCAGGCGACUUUGCCAUUUUGGAAACGGAAGAAUACCAAAUUAGCGGAGCUGCAUGUUCAAUGUCUUUCUGGUACCAUAUGUACGGAACAACUGUGGGAACUUUAUCAGUUCUCUUGAAGACGGAAGUCGAUGGAAUUAUAAGUAAAUGGUCUAAGUCGGGCAGUCAGGCAAACCAAUGGAAUCAAGCUACAGUCACUAUCGGCAGUAAGAGAAACUUCGUCGUCAUGUUCAAAGCUUCAAUAGGAACUAGUUACCGUGGUGAUAUAGCUAUUGAUGAUGUGCAGUUUAAUAACUGUGAAUACAGUUCAAAGAGUAAAUCCUGUACAGAUCGUGAAUUUAUGUGCGCUAACAAACAGCAGUGUAUACCAAUAAAAUACAAAUGUGAUGGACAGAAGGAUUGUCAAGAUAAUUCUGAUGAAGCUUCUUGCUUGUCUGUGAAUGGAGAUUGUCAUUUUGACAGUUCUAAUUGGUUAAGUUAUUGUAAAUGGCAACAGAGUACAACUGAUGAUGGUGAUUGGUUGUUGGCAGCUUCCUCCCAGAAUUCUGGAACUGGUCCUAAAGUUGAUCAUAGUGCUACGGCUGGUGGACAAUACAUCUAUAUGGACAGUCGAAUUCAAUCUGUUGGAGAUAUUGUUAGUAUCGCAUCACCACCAUUCAUUGCUAGUAUUGGAGUGUGCUAUGUUCGAUUCUACUACUACAUGUCAGGAUCAGCCAAUAUUGGACCUUUGAGAGUAUACACUGUGAACAGUGAUAAGCAACGUGAACUGAUGUGGUCAAUGACUGGAAACAAGGGUGCAGCAUGGCAAUACGCUAAUAUACCAGUUGGUAAUAGUAAGAACUAUAGUGUAGUAUUCGAGGCAGAACAUGCUGAUGGAAAGCAGAACGAUGUAGCCAUUGAUGAUGUUACGUUUACACAAGGCUGUGUAACUGGAGCAAUCUACAAUGCUUCCAGACAAUUCGACUGUGAUUCUCAUCAUUUCUACUGUACACCAACUAAACAAUGUCUUCCAACAGCCUGGCUCUGUGAUGGUGUCACUGAUUGUCCUGAUGGAGUCGAUGAACCCAAUGAAUGCAAGGGUAUUAGUCCAGUUACAGGAGGUCCCAAAACUCUGCCACCAACCACCCCGGCACCUGUUACAGCUGCUACUAAUACUUGUGGUUAUGGUAAAUAUACCUGCGCUGACAAAGUCUGUAUCUCAGCUGCUUUCAUUUGUGAUGGUGUUAAGGAUUGUAGUGGUGGUGAAGAUGAAUACAUAUGUGGAAAUAAAUGCAAGAAGGGAUAUUAUAAAUGUGAAUACAGUCAAAAUUGUAUCAAAAUAUCAACACAAUGUGAUGGUACGCUAGACUGUACUAGUGAUAGAUAUGAUACUAUUGGACAAGAUGAAGCUUUCUGCAAUGUCGGAUGUCAAAACAACCCAUGUCAAAAUGGAGGAACAUGCACAGUGGGUAUUAAAGGAAAAUUCACUUGCAAGUGCCCGACUGAUAUUACUGGUGGAAGAUGUCAAGUUAAACUAGGAGUUAAUUCACCUCAAACAGGAUCUAGUGGUAAAUGGCCUAUACCAGUUGGUAUUGUGUUAGCUCUGGUAUUUAUAGCUUGUUUCUUAGGUCUUGGCUAUUAUCUUAAAGUCAAGAAAAAUUGGCAAUUCAAAUUACCAGCACCAUUGUUACGAAGACAGGUUAGCUCUGCAGGUGUGGAAAAUCCUGUAUAUGAUUAUGGAUCAGGAAAUAUCCAAAUGGAUGAUAUACAUCAACUUGAACCACCAGCUUUUAAAGCUGAUGAUCCUUCAACUUCCAUCACCAAUCCUCUUUACUCGGAUUAGAUACCCAACUGAACCCCGGACUAUGUUCUUAUAAUUACUAUUAUAUAUAUGCAUUAAAGAUACUUACCAAAAAGACGUUACUUAUGUAAAUUUGAAAUAACAAAAUGAUGUAAAAUUAUAUUCUAAAUGUAAAUUUUACAAAUAUAUCUAAAUUGUUAAUUUAUUGUAUAUGUAAAUUUGUUUAUUAUGUAAUUGUUAAUAUGAUAUUAAAUUUGUUGAGUUUC